Molecule: messenger RNA, 1344 nt
Organism: Brenthis ino (lesser marbled fritillary)
Lineage: Eukaryota; Metazoa; Arthropoda; Insecta; Lepidoptera; Nymphalidae
Source: the annotation of a GenBank genome assembly
AUGUACGACGACAAAAUGAAUUCAAAUAAUAUUGAAGCAGAAUAUAUGGACAUUGCGAAUAGAAACGCUUGGCCGCUCAUCUACCAGAAAAUUGGGAGAGAAUGUCAAACUUACCCCUACACAUGUGUAGAAGCAAAGAAGCCCCAGAACAAACCACUAAACCGGUAUAGGGAUGUAAAUCCUUAUGAUCACAGUAGAGUUAUUCUGAAGAGAUGUGAACGUGACUACAUCAAUGCAAAUCUAGUGAAGAUGGACCGUGCUAAUCGAAAGUAUAUUCUUACACAAGGACCGCUCGCUUUCACUGUGCCUCAUUUUUGGUUGAUGGUAUGGGAGCAAAACAGCCGCGCUAUUUUAAUGCUUAACAAGAUCAUCGAAAAGAAUGAGAUAAAAUGUCAUUGGUACUGGCCACAUGGUAUUGGGGAGGAUGAAAAAUUUGUCCUCUCCGACGUCAAACUAACCGUCGAGCAAAUAAGCGAAGAAGAUUGCAAUUACUACACCACUCGGGUUUUUAGAAUCUUCGACAUGGUGAGUUCUGAAAGUCGUGAAGUCGUACAGUUCCACUACACAACGUGGCCAGACUUUGGAGUGCCCACUUCUCCAGUGGCUUUCCUCGAAUUCUUAAAAAAGGUGCGCUCUUCGGGCGCUCUCGACUCUAACGUGGGCCCGGCGGUGGUACACUGCAGCGCGGGCAUCGGACGUUCUGGAACGUUCUGCUUAGUAGACUCUUGUCUUGUCAUUAUCGAGAAAGAAGGCUUAUCAAGUGUGAAUAUACAACAAAUCUUGCUAGAUAUGCGCAAAGAUCGCAUGGGAUUGAUACAGACGCCAGACCAGCUCCGUUUCUCAUACCAGGCUAUUAUUGAAGGAGCCAAAAGAUUUGACCCUAACUUUAAAGAAGACAUAAAAUUAGAGGAGAGUAUAUAUUCGACGGUAGCAGAGGAGGCCACGGAGGAGGGCGAGGAGGAAGCCCCGCCGCCGCCGCCCCGCGCCGAGAGCCUCACGCGCGCGCCCGCACGGCCGCUGCCCGCCAUACCCACCAGUGCUUCACUUGGGAACCUAAACUAUGCUUGCCCAGAGAGCUCUAGCUCUGACGAAGGCCCGCCGACGCCGCCCGCUCGCGACGCGUACUCACCCGCUUCUUCCGCGGACGACGAGGAUGAAGAACCGGCACUCAAUGAGAGUGGCAGUGCGAGCGGCGAGCCGGUGGAGACGCUGCGGCGGCGGCGCACGCGCGAGCUGGCCGACCGCGUCUCCGGCAUGAAGAAGCGCGCACGCGACGCGGAGCGGUGGCACGCACUCAAGAGGUUUAAAUCGGAGGAAAAUUCUAAAACUGAUCCACGCGAAGAA